AUGGACAUUCUAGGCGACGCUGCGUCUGUCGAACCGGGCCGACCAGCAUCGCACGCUGAGUGGUCGACGCAUAGAUGCGUCUCGGCCACAAUGAGCCCCGAAUUCUGGUUGGAAGAUGGCUCCAGGGUUCAAUUGAUGGAAGCCAACCGCCGCACCAAUCUUCGGAAAGACGUCAUGCGCUGGACGUCCCCGAGCCAGCUCAUCAUCUCAAUCUCAUUUGGCAACAUGUCUCCUGGCGAUAGAACUCCGACAGACAGCGCCGACGAAUACUCCGCGUCCGCCCACAUCGCUCGCGACCCUACGCACGAUGCAGAGGCCCAGGAGCCGAACAGGCUGCCUAGUACGACGACGGCCACGGCCCAUAGCCUGUGCGUUGACCAUGGCUUCGAACCCGCCACAGGUGGGCACCCGCACGUUUCGGAAGAUGGAGCGACGAAGCCUGGUGAGGCCAGGCCGCGCGGCUCGGAGGACACGUCAAAAAUGAGUCACGAGCCAUUCAAACCUGAGGAGCCAACCUUUCAACCAACCCACCAUUUGCAAAACAUUCGAGCCGAUCCCAACAGUGUUCAGUUCCUCGUCUCGACCAAAAACCAAACCUGCAGCGCAAAAGACGUGGAAGUUGGUGACGGUUCCUUGCAGAUUGUUGCAUCGGGAGAGGAGGCACUUGCGCGGAUUGCGGAGGCCCUCGGCAGCCCUCAAAGCAUCUCGGCAGCUAGGCAAUCAUCUCAGGUCUCACGUUUUGACAGUUAUGGAAGAGGCCAAGUCCUGGGAACGGCUCAGAUGCAACGAGAGCAAGACAGCAAUAGGAAGUAA
Molecule: messenger RNA, 813 nt
Organism: Emericellopsis cladophorae
Lineage: Eukaryota; Fungi; Ascomycota; Sordariomycetes; Hypocreales; Bionectriaceae
Exons: 3
Coding region: 1-813 (270 amino acids)
Source: RefSeq, a predicted model, not a curated record